Camellia sinensis is the source of this 2808-nucleotide messenger RNA. RefSeq names its product stachyose synthase (gene STS). NCBI's taxonomy places the organism in Eukaryota, Viridiplantae, Streptophyta, Magnoliopsida, Ericales, Theaceae. The record is from RefSeq and is a predicted model, not a curated record.
UCUCAUUUCUUUCUACCCAAACAUCUCUUUGUUCAUAAGCUUUCUUGUUCAAUUGCUCCCUCUUUUCAUUUUCUUAGUCCGUUCUUCUGAUUUGUCAACUCUGUUCGUUUUCUCUGUUUUUCUCAGUCAUGGCACCCCCAAAUGAUCCCACAAACUCAAUAUUUGGCGUCCCCGAAACCGACACUAAGAAAAACAGUUUUGAUUUGUCUCAUGGCAAGUUCUCUGUCAAAGGUGUACCAUUGCUUUCUGAAGUUCCAAGCAAUGUCUCUUUCAAACCCUUUUCUUCAAUAUGUAAAUCCUCUGAUGCUCCACUUCCCCUGUUCCAGCGCGUCCAAUCAACAUCCUUCAAUGGUGGAUUUCUCGGAUUUAACAAGGAAGAGGAACCAUCUGAUAGGUUGAUGAACUCAUUAGGCAAGUUCAAUGGGAGGGACUUUCUAAGUAUUUUCAGGUUCAAAACAUGGUGGUCUACCCAGUGGGUAGGGAAUUCUGGGUCAGAUUUACAAAUGGAGACCCAAUGGGUACUCUUAGAUGUCCCUGAAAUAAGGUCCUAUGUCCUAAUUUUACCCACCAUCGAAGGGAAGUUUAGGUCUGCCCUUCAUCCCGGCACUGAUGAUCAUCUCAUGAUUUGCGCCGAAAGCGGUUCCACCCAAGUGAAAGCAUCAUCAUUUGAUGCUAUUGCUUAUGUUCAUGUGUCUGAAAAUCCAUACAACAUAAUGAAAGAAGCUUAUACUGCUCUCAGAGUUCAUCUCAACACUUUCAAGCUCUUGGAAGAGAAAUCAGCCCCACCUAUCGUCGACAAGUUCGGUUGGUGCACGUGGGAUGCAUUCUACUUGUCGGUAGAACCAGCCGGAGUCUGGCUCGGAGUGAAGGAAUUCACCGAUGGAGGAGUGUCACCGAGGUUCAUGAUCAUCGACGAUGGGUGGCAAAGCAUCAAUCUUGAUAGCCAAGACCCACAUAAAGAUGCUAAAAAUCUUGUUCUGGGUGGGACUCAAAUGACUGCUAGGCUUCACAGGUUUGAGGAAUGUGACAAGUUUAGAAACUACAAGGGUGGAUCAUUGUUGGGUCCUAACCCUCCUCCCUUUGAUACCAAGAAGCCAAAGGUGCUGAUUUCUAAAGCAAUUGCGAUCGAGCAAGCUGAGAAGGCUCGAGACAGGGCAGUUCAAUCUGGGGUCACUGACUUGUCCCAAUUCGAGUCAGAGAUUGAGAGAUUGAAGCAGAAAUUGAACCAAAUGUUUUGUGGAAACGAGGUAGAAGUUGGCUGUGGAAGCUGUUGUUGCAAAGCAGAAGCAAAUUAUGGGAUGAAGGCUUUUACAAAUGAUUUGAAAACAAAAUUCAAAGGUUUGGAUGAUGUUUAUGUCUGGCACGCUCUUUGCGGCGCUUGGGGCGGUGUCAGGCCUGGAACAACUCACCUGAAUUCCAAGGUAAUCCCUUGUAAAGUCUCUCCCGGGCUUGAUGGGACGAUGACCGAUCUUGCAGUGGUGAAAAUCAUUGAAGGCGGCAUUGGGCUUGUUCAUCCUGAUCAAGCAGAUGAUUUUUAUGAGUCGAUGCACUCUUACCUUUCGAAAGUUGGAAUUAGUGGAGUUAAAGUGGAUGUUAUUCAUACACUUGAAUAUCUGAGUGAGGAAUAUGGAGGCCGGGUUGAGCUUGCCAAGGCAUACUACAAGGGGCUUUCAAAAUCGCUUUCAAAGAAUUUCAAUGGAACUGGACUCAUUGCUAGUAUGCAACAAUGCAAUGAUUUCUUUUUCCUCGGAACCGAGCAGAUAUCCAUUGGAAGAGUUGGAGAUGAUUUUUGGUUCCAAGAUCCGAAUGGUGACCCGAAUGGGGUGUAUUGGCUACAGGGGGUACAUAUGAUACACUGUGCCUACAACAGCAUGUGGAUGGGUCAGAUCAUACAGCCUGACUGGGAUAUGUUUCAGUCUGAUCAUCUGUGUGCCAAAUUUCAUGCAGGAUCAAGGGCCAUCUGUGGAGGACCAGUGUAUGUGAGUGACUCCUUGGGUGGUCAUGAUUUUGAUCUUCUCAACAAGCUUGUAUUUCCAGAUGGUACCAUUCCCAAGUGCCACCAUUUUGCACUCCCGACAAGAGAUUGCCUCUUCAAGAACCCGCUUUUCGACAACAAAACCGUUCUCAAGAUUUGGAACUUCAACAAGUAUGGAGGAGUGAUUGGUGCAUUCAAUUGCCAAGGAGCUGGAUGGGACUCCAAGGAACAAAGGAUCAAAGGUUACUCACACUGCUACAACCCUAUGUCUGGUUCAGUCCACGUCACCGACAUCGAAUGGGACCAAAAGCUCCAAGCAACCACAAUGGGUGAAGCUGAGGAAUAUGCAGUCUAUCUCAACCAGUCUGAGAAACUAGUCUUAGCAACACCCAACUCUGAUUCAAUUCACAUUACACUCAAACCAUCUUCCUUUGAGAUCUUCAGCUUUGUGCCCAUCAAGAAACUUGUCUUGGCCACCAAAUUUGCACCCAUUGGGCUAACCAACAUGUUCAACAGUGGUGGGACCAUACAGAGCUUGGACUACAGUGCGACCAGUGCGAAAAUUGAAGUUAAGGGAGGUGGGAAUUUCUUGGCUUUCUCAAGUGGGAAACCAAAGAAGUGUUGUUUGAAUGGUGGUGAUGUUGGUUUUGAGUGGUCUGCUGAUGGAAGACUGACCUUGAAUCUUCCUUGGAUUGAAGAGGCCGCUGGCAUUUCUGAACUCAUUUUUCUCUUUUGAAUGUGAGCAUCCUAUCUAUUUAUAUGUGUGUUAAUCUAUUGUGGUGGUGUUAAAUAAACCCAAAUGCAGCAAUGGGAUAAUUUAUUGUUUUAUAUUU